Pleurotus ostreatus (oyster mushroom) is the source of this 3480-nucleotide messenger RNA. RefSeq lists its product as uncharacterized. Bases 1 to 3480 code for a protein of 1159 amino acids. Gene Ontology annotation, cellular component: mRNA cleavage and polyadenylation specificity factor complex. The record is from RefSeq and is a predicted model, not a curated record. The transcript has 16 exons. Lineage: Eukaryota; Fungi; Basidiomycota; Agaricomycetes; Agaricales; Pleurotaceae.
AUGGCGAGCUCAGCAGUUGUCGACCCUCUGCAGACGCUUCAGGCAGCACUGACAGUGCAGGCAAACUCCAAGGAACAAGCAGACAUCCUCGAUUCGCUGAGGGAAUACCUCGAAGCCCAACCAGCUCUAAUACCAGUCCUCGCCGGUACUCUCGUUGGCCAGGUCGUGAACAGCGGGGACUCUCUUCUCAAGUCAUGGGUAUUCAAUUUGCUGCAUUUUGCCAUAUGCAGGUCCGCUUUGUCGCAGGAUGUGAGGACCACUCUGUCGUCGCAGUCGCUGGAUUCGUUAGCUCAGCUGCUCGGUGACCCCAAUCCCGCAUUGGUCAAAAUUGCAAUACAGACUCUCACCACAGUCUACCCGUUGCUGUUCCGUCUUUUAUGCACCACCCGGAGCAAUCCUGCUGCAUGGGAGACACUCACGCGGUGCAAGGUCCGGAUACUGGAGUUUAUAUGGAGUCCUACUCCUACAGCGGGUAUGAGGCUGUCGGCAAUGAAGUUCAUGCAACGGGUGAUCUUAGUUCAAACGCGCGGUGUGUCUGACCCUAGGCUGCAAAAUAAGAACGAUCCGAAUAUCUCUUUCUGCCCUGCCGACCACCCUUUCCUUUCAGUGCCGACGCUGGAACAGGAGGGUCAGAGAUUAUUUGAUGGUGUUGUGAACAUCUUCAUGACAAGCCAGAAUGUCGACCUCCUGACCGCGGUGCUUAACAGCUGGUCGAACUUUGUGAAGCUGAGGCCAUUACAUGCUCCGAAGGUGAUCGCCACUCUCAAGCAGUGGUCACCAGACAUCCUUAAAGGCCAGUCGGCUAACAGCAUCAAGAGUGUGGAGAAGGCGAUUCGCAUUUUUCUCAUACAUAUCUCCCGGAUCCCUGCGUAUGCUCAGUAUGGUGCGAUUAUUGGCGAAGUCCUCACCGUGCAAGGCGCUCGAAUGGAUGCUGCGGCUGCAGAGGAGAGGAAACGAAAGGCCGCCGCCGCCGAAUCUCGAAAGCGAGCCACAUCAGCUUCUGCUGAACGUCCGCCAGAAGCCAAACGCGCCAAGCUCGAGCCAGAAGAAGCUCCACUCGCGGCGACCCCAUCCUCUUCAUCAACAGCUCCAUCCCCACUAGCCAGCUUCGACUUCACUACCCUUCCCGCAUCCCUCAUUACGGAUCUCAUUGUUGCAAACCUGGACGCUUUCACGGAAGCGGCUCUUGUAGAUUUGAUUCAGAACUAUCGUACGACCAAUAACAUUGGGGCCGAAUCGAAAGUUGCGGGUCCUUCGAAAAGCACCCCUCCGCCCGCACCUCCGGCCACCGUCAAGUCUUCUGUACCCUCUUCCUCCCCGUUGUCCGUCCCCGCUGUCGUCCUGCAGAAUGAACCAGCCGCAGUGUCAACACCACCACCAGUGGUCGUUAAAGAAGAACCCAUCGAUCCCAUGCAGAUGGACAUCGACCAAGACGAGAUUGAAUACGAACCGGAACAGCUCAACCUUGAGCUAUCUGGAGACGUACCGCAAGCGGCGGCGGCGACCCCUGGUGCGGGCGUUAGCCCAGAGAGCCUCGAUCUACAACUUGUAGAAUUCAAACUUCCGCCUCCGAAGGAUCUUGACGAAGAGGAACGGAUAACGCUACUACGCGUUGGGGUUUCACGCAUAUGGACUAGUGCUGAGGAGGCCAGACAAGGCGCUGACGUCACUCAUGCAGACCCAGCACAAGAUAUGUGGAUGCUUUUGAUCAUACGGAUGAUAACGCGGGCUGCGGAACAACCUGACGAUGGCGCGCAGCUAGACAUUGAAGCCAAGGCAGAAGAGGAUUCUGCAGUAGCGACGCUGGAGUCACGGCAUGAUCGACUUCGACAGAUUCUGUGCGAUUAUAUCAUGGCGGACUUUCCCUCGAGAAUUCGUCUGGCAACUACAUGGAUGAAUGAAGAAUGGUAUAAUGAUCGAAUACGCAGCGCCAAAGAUCAUUCCUGGCGGCCCAAUUACGACAUCUGGUUGCACCAGAUCGUCGUAUCCUAUCAAACACUGCUGGACGGCAAAGAUAGGACAUUUGGGCGAUUCCUAUUGGACUUGCCCAUGAUUCCCUCAGAUGUCCUGAAUCUGCUUCGUGACCAAUGUCUAGACAAUGAGAGCCCUGAGCGAAUGCAAGUUGGCUUUACGACGCUUCGUGGAUUCGUCAUACAGCGACCUUCUCUGCGCGGCGAAGCUCUGAAUGCGUUGCUCGAGCUUACCACACACCCAGAGAAGAAGAUUCGUGGCGCCGCAAUCAACACAGUGAAGAUAUGGGUGCCAAAUUCACAACCUAUGGACACCAUGAUCCGCGAAUUUGCAUUGCAGAUGCUGCGAAGGCUCCAGCUCCAGCCGUCAAAACCGGCGGAAACGACGAAGUCGGCCGAUGGGGACGAGAAGAUGGAAGAUGGUCAACUCCCAUUGGAGGACUUGGUUCAAACACCAUUUUUACCAGAGAAGGUGGAACUCCCCGCUGAGAAGUCGCAGAUCUUGCAACAUGUCGAGUUGCUUUUCGCUCUUUCAGUAAAAGUUCCUGACUUCCUUGAUGAGAUCUUUGCAGCCUAUGGCUCAAUGGAUGUUACAGUCCAGAAAGCCAUCCAAGAGUUGAUUACUGCCCUCAUCCGUGCUGAAUCGCUAGCCCUUAGGGUCCUGACUAUAUUCACUGAGCAUGGGCGGCCUAGUGCUCAACUCGUGGCUUUGGUUAAGGGUCUCAUUAGUGAGCGUGAUUUGGAUGCUCGGUUCCUCAUACCCAUCAUCGCGGAAAUGGACAAGGCGGACAUUAUGCGAUAUCUACCUCGCAUCGUCUCGAUCCUUAAUGGAGAGGCGGAACCAAAAAAUCUCGUCCGUUCAGUGUUUAGCUCCGUGGUGACGACGCCGCCGCAGACAUUUGGCAGUGUAACGUCUAACCUGCCAAGAGUGCGGCAAAGUGAGCUGCUAACGCCGGCGGAACUGAUGGUUUUGCUGCAUGAUUCUGAGAAGGAGAUCGGCUUAAAAAGCGCGAUUGAAGCUAUCGGCAUCUGCUUCUCUAUGACCGAUGUAUUCAGGUCCGAGAUUCUAGCAGUGGUCAUGCAACAAAUAAUGGACGAACCUAUCCUCCCUGUGUUGUUCCUAAGGACGGUGAUCCAAGCGGUGAAAACUUACAAGUCUCUGAUUGGCUUUGUGUCAACGACGCUGCUCUCUCGACUCAUAACCAAGAAGAUAUGGACCAAUCCGCCUCUUUGGGAGGGCUUUAUUCGAUGUGCCAAAGUCAUUGCUCCUGCCAGUUUCAGCGCCCUGCUUCAGCUGCCAAAGGAUCAACUCCGCGAGCUGGUGGAUAAACAGCCGAGUCUGAAGUCUGGUCUUAGGGACUAUGUUAUAAAGAAGGCUCCUAACAAGGCACGCGGUGCUGGCUACUUGGACAUAUUCGGCGACGGCGAGGAUAACAACGACAGUAGCACCCCACUUGCCUCUACUCCUGUUCCCCAGCCGGACGCUUCUUUGACGGCCCCUGCAGCUUAA